Drosophila elegans is the source of this 2249-nucleotide messenger RNA. It is a transcript of the gene pit, whose product is annotated as probable ATP-dependent RNA helicase pitchoune. The record is from RefSeq and is a predicted model, not a curated record. The transcript has 5 exons. Lineage: Eukaryota; Metazoa; Arthropoda; Insecta; Diptera; Drosophilidae. Gene Ontology annotation, cellular component: nucleolus. Gene Ontology annotation, biological process: maturation of LSU-rRNA from tricistronic rRNA transcript (SSU-rRNA, 5.8S rRNA, LSU-rRNA). Gene Ontology annotation, molecular function: ATP binding; RNA helicase activity; nucleic acid binding. Bases 111 to 2141 code for a protein of 676 amino acids.
AUGUUUAUCCACCUCUAGACUGCAACACGUGCGCCUUAUUUUAUUCUGAAAUUCUGUUUUUAACCAUUAAAGUGUAUUAAAUAAUUAAAAACACAAACUAAUCCAGCAGAAUGUCGAUUCGUGAGAAGCUGCUGAUGAAGAAGAUAGUAAAGCGGGAGAAGAUGAAGAAGGAGCUCACGCAGAAAAAGGCAAAAAACAAGCCCCAAACUCAGGAGCCACCCAAGCAAAAUGGCAAUAAACCCAAUCAAAAACAGCAGAAACACAAUAAAAAACGUGUGCAGGAGGAAGAGGAUGACGAUUUAGAGUCCGAUUUCCAGGAGGCGCCGCUGCCCAAAAAGAAGCAACAGAAACAGCCGCCAAAAAAGCAACAAAUUCAGGUGGCCAACUCGGAUUCAGAUUCAGAUUCUGAUGAAGAUGAUCAGGAAGACGAGGAUGUGGAGGAGGAGGAGGAAAUCGAUGAUGACGAGGAUGUGGCCAGUGGCAAUGAAGAAGAUGAGCAGGAAGAAGAUGAAGAUGAGCCGGUGCCGGCGAAGAAGACGAAGCUGUUGCCCAACAAAUCCAAGCCACAGAAUGGCAAACCAGCCAAAGACGAUGAGCCCUUCACCGUGGAAUCCUCUCUGGCGGCCCUGGAUUACCGCGAUUCGGAUGAUCGUAGCUUUGCCUCACUGAAGGGAGCCGUUUCCGAGGCCACACUGCGAGCCGUCAAGGAGAUGGGCUUCACCGAGAUGACGGAAAUCCAGGCGAAAUCACUGACGCCCCUGCUGAAAGGCCGCGAUCUGGUGGGCGCUGCCCAGACCGGAUCCGGCAAAACGCUGGCCUUCCUGAUACCCGCCGUCGAGCUGAUCAACAAGCUGCGCUUUAUGCCCCGCAACGGCACCGGCGUGAUCAUCAUCUCGCCCACGCGAGAACUGUCCAUGCAGACAUUCGGUGUGCUCAAGGAGCUCAUGGCACACCACCAUCACACCUACGGCCUGGUAAUGGGCGGCUCCAAUCGCCAGGUGGAGAGCGAAAAGCUGGGCAAGGGCAUCAACAUUCUGGUGGCCACACCGGGACGAUUGCUCGACCAUCUGCAGAACUCGCCCGAUUUUCUGUACAAGAACUUGCAGUGCCUGAUUAUCGACGAAGUGGAUCGGAUACUGGAGAUUGGUUUCGAGGAGGAGCUCAAGCAAAUUAUCAAUCUGCUGCCAAAACGCCGCCAGACAAUGCUCUUCUCGGCCACACAAACGGCUCGCAUUGAAGCCCUAUCCAAAUUGGCCCUCAAGUCGGAACCCAUUUAUGUGGGAGUCCACGAUAACCAGGAUACGGCGACGGUUGAUGGACUCGAACAGGGCUAUAUUGUCUGCCCCUCGGAGAAGCGACUGCUCGUACUCUUCACGUUCCUCAAGAAGAAUCGCAAGAAGAAGGUGAUGGUUUUCUUCUCGUCCUGCAUGUCCGUCAAGUACCACCACGAACUCUUCAACUACAUCGACCUGCCGGUGACCUCCAUCCAUGGAAAACAGAAGCAGACAAAGCGAACGACCACCUUCUUCCAGUUCUGCAAUGCCGAGUCGGGCAUUCUGCUCUGCACCGAUGUGGCGGCUCGUGGAUUGGACAUUCCGCAGGUGGACUGGAUCGUGCAGUACGAUCCCCCAGAUGAUCCGCGCGAGUACAUUCACAGGGUGGGUCGUACGGCCAGAGGAUCGGGCACUUCCGGCCACGCCCUCCUCCUGAUGCGACCCGAGGAGCUGGGCUUCCUGCGCUACCUCAAGGCCGCCAAGGUGCCACUCAACGAGUUCGAGUUCUCCUGGCAAAAGAUAGCCGAUAUUCAGCUGCAGUUGGAAAAGCUGAUCGCCAAGAACUAUUUCCUGAACCAGUCGGCCAAGGAGGCCUUCAAGUCGUAUGUGCGUGCCUACGAUUCGCACCAGCUGAAGCAGAUCUUCAACGUGAACACGCUGGACCUGCAGGCGGUGUCGAAGAGCUUUGGGUUCCUGGUGCCGCCCGUGGUCGACCUGAAAGUGGGCGCGGCCAAGCGGGAUCGACCCGAGAAGCGGGUGGGCGGCGGUGGAUUCGGGUUCUACAAGAAGAUGAACGAGGGAUCGGCCUCCAAGCAGCGGCACUUCAAGCAGGUCAACCGCGACCAGGCCAAGAAGUUUACGCGUUAGUUGUAGAUUUAGGCAGAGAUACCAUGGCAUAUUGUAAAUCUGCUACUUUAUUUCAUUGUGUGUGUAUACAUAUAGGCAAAAGAUAUAAAACUAAAUGUUUCCAUUUCA